AUGAAAUCUGAAGACCGGAGUUGGACCACUGGCGCAUUGGAUAUUCGUACGGCAUUUUUGUUGGCGCCGCUGGAGCAGACUAAACGCGUACUGGUGCUGAGGCCUCCCAAGGUCUUAAUCAGUGGCAACAUAGUGCACCCACAGGAGCUAUGGUACGCUACUGGUGCGAUAUGUGGGCUGAGAGAGGCUCCUGCUGCUUGGUCUUCUUACAAAGAUUCCCAAUUACCAAACAUCCAGAUUCAACAUGGAGAAGAGUUCUUCAGGCUGGUGAGAUCGAAAGCAGACCAAAAUCUUUGGCAUCUCAAGCCGGCUAGCGAUCUGGAAGCAGCGCCAGUGGCCCUUCUCGGGGUUUACGUGGAUGAUAUGAUAGGUACAGGGCCGCGGGCAAUCUUGGAUAGUCUCUUCCUCGCAGUCCAGAAGACUUGGGAGACUAGUCGACCCCAAUUCGCCUCCGACAAAGAGGGAAUCCUUUUUUGUGGCCUUGAAAUCCAUGACACUGGAGAUCGGUUGCAUAUCCACCAACGUAAGUAUCUACUAGACCUCCUGAAUCGGUACCCAGAUGUCCGAGGCGGGGCAUCACAACCUGGCUUGAAGGAGCCUGACGACCUCUUGCCCAAAAACAACGAGCAACCGGAUCUGAGUCGACUUCGACUUGCCCAGAAGCUGGCAGGUGAGUUGCUGUGGAUAACUACAAAAACACGUCCGGAUCUGAUCUACGUGACUAGUCGGAUUGGACAGUAUAUCACCAGAAACGUGGAGUUCGCUAUUCAACUGGCACACAAUGCUCUCAGAUACUUGCGAUCCACAGCUCACUAUGAGAUCAUCUAUGGGGGCAACCAUAGCUCGGAUCAAGGACCAGACGUGGGUCCCCUGCAAGAGAGGGUCGGAGCCGUAGAAGCGUACGCGGAUGCUUCAUUCGCUCCAGGCAAUGACAGAUCGCAAACAGGAAUCAUCUUGGCCUGGAAUCAAGCGCCGAUCACUUGGCUAUCGAUGCGUCAACCGUGCGCGUCGUUGUCCACUGCAGAAGCGGAGCUUCAGUCAUCCAUAGAUGCCCUGGCGCUGACAGAAGGAUUCCUGCCCUUGAUCCAAGAAUUGGAACCUCGACCUGUGAAAACUUUCCUGUACAACGAUAACCAAGGAGCUGUGACAGUCAUGAAAAUUCCGCAAGGGAGUUGGCGAACACGCCAUCUUAGGCUGAAGGCAGCGUGGUUUUUUGAACAACUUGAAACGAGCCGCUAUGCUGUUUAUCACCUGCCUGGGAAGUACAUGUUGGGUGAUUUGUGUACGAAAACAUUACAGUCCUUGAGAAUUCGAGAGUUGUUGCAAAUGAUGAGAAUCAACAUUGUCGACCCGGUCGAGGGGGAGUCCAAAGCAGCAGUUGUGAAAAAGUUGGAGUCAGACCCCAAUGACCAUCAGCCCGGUGGAGUCAGAUCCGGGGGAGAAGGGCUUAAACUUAGUGAGAAGCCUUGGGGAGGGGCUGUUGAACUUGUUGAGUUGGACGCGGCGUCGGAGAGUGCCACAAAGGGUGAGGGCAGAGUGAGUAGUCCCGGGAUCCCGAAUAUGGGAGUUGUCAAGCGUGCGUUGAAGUUGUUGUUGGGUGCGUUGUGCUUGAAGAGAUCGACUGGGAAGGUUGUUGUGACAAUCGAAGAGGACAAGCAUGAGUUGGAUGUGACCACGUGGACCGUCGCAGUGCUUGCAUUGGUUGGAGUUGUUCUCUUGUGUUGCGGCUUGGCAGUUGGUGUUGCGCGUUGGGCGUGGACUGCUGAAGGCCCGAGGAUCCAAAGCGUGAGGGUCGAGGAAGAUGAGGAAUCAGAGAAUUGGUCCGUUCUGUCGAGUGCAGAGCUGAGAGAAGGGAUAGAUGAAGAUGGGUACCUUGACCCAGCCAUUGAGACCACUCAGAUCCAAG
Symbiodinium pilosum is the source of this 1906-nucleotide messenger RNA. The record is from the annotation of a GenBank genome assembly. Lineage: Eukaryota; Dinophyceae; Suessiales; Symbiodiniaceae.